Messenger RNA from Phlebotomus argentipes, 5096 nucleotides. It is a transcript of the gene mahj, whose product is annotated as protein mahjong. The record is from RefSeq and is a predicted model, not a curated record. The transcript has 7 exons. Gene Ontology annotation, biological process: protein ubiquitination. Gene Ontology annotation, molecular function: protein binding. NCBI's taxonomy places the organism in Eukaryota, Metazoa, Arthropoda, Insecta, Diptera, Psychodidae. Gene Ontology annotation, cellular component: nucleus; Cul4-RING E3 ubiquitin ligase complex. Bases 290 to 4816 code for a protein of 1508 amino acids.
AUACUUGGGCGACAGCAGAAAGUGUGGUGUUUCGCUGUGCGUAUCGCAAAAUUGCUUUUUAUCGCGGAAAAUUGGAGUAAAACCCCCAAAAUUCCCAGUGUUUCCAUCUAAAACGCGAGUGUCUGCCAGGACACACUGGGGGAAGUUGAAAAAACGCCGUGUGCAAAGGUAUUUGGGGCGCUGCGGAGGGUUGAAAAAAUCCCUUUGAGCGAGAGUGAGGUUAGAGUGAGGCGAAUUCGCGAGACCCCCUUUGUCGGCUCUCUGCUUGUGGCGCAUUUCGCCAGGCACUAUGGCAUCGCCGACGGAACAGGACAACGCACUUCUGGGCAGGGAUCUCCACUUGAUCUUUCGCCUCUGGGAGGACACACACACCAGUCCGGGCUUUGAUCCGUCGCCAAUUCUGACCAGACUGGCGGAGUUGAUUGAGGAGGAAACGGAAAUAUACAUGCAGAAGGAUCCGGAUCCCUUCGAUGAGCGUCAUCCCUCGCGCACAGAUCCGGACUGUGAGCUUGGACGAAUGCUGAAGCUGCUCUUCCGCAAAGACAACUUCAUGACCAGGCUGAUGAACGACUACUUCCGCGAUAACUUUUUCACGCGACAGAACAUUCCCAAGAGUUCCAUGGAGCUCAAUGUGGCGGCUUGUCGGCUGAUUCUCGUGAUAAUGCCCGGCCUAGAGACGUCAGUUGUGUUCCAGCGUGAGCACGACUACCUCAUUCACCGCCUGUACACGUGGGCGGAGAACAGCUCAGAGCCACUGCAGAGCUACGCCACGGGACUGUUGGCAGCGUCGAUGGAAGUGCAGGAGACUGCCACAGGAUUUCGUGAUCAGAACACACACUUGUUGCCAAUUAUGCUGAAGCGUCUGCACACCCUCCAGGCGGCCAAGGUGGUCUACCAGUAUCCCAAGGUAACUGCCAUCGAGAACACCUCGUCGACUACCAAUCUGCAGAUUCACGACGACACGGCCAUGGACACAGAUGGGCUGUCCGAUGGGCACUUGGGUGGCGGAUCGGCGCCCACGAGCCCCGAAGCUGUCAAAGCCACAUCUAGUCCCAACAUCCCCAAUGGCAGCAUCUCAAAGUUCCGCAACACCGUCAAUCUCAACACACUGCUGCACAAUGAGCUGAGCACGAGCAACACGGAGAACAAGUUUCACGUGCGCAACACAAUACCCAUCCAUCCGCCCACCACGGCCACCAGUCAAAUGCUGAUCCUGCGCUAUCUGGCCUCCAUGGGUGAGUAUCAGGAGUUCCUGGGGCAGGUGUUCGAGAACAACGCCAUGCAGCUCAUCUUCAAGUACAUCGAGAAGCUGGACCCCAAAGAGACUUGUCUGGCCUUUGAGGCCCUCAAGUAUCUCGCCUCUCUGCUGUGCCACAAGAAGUUCUCAAUUGAGUUUGUCGCCAAUGGUGGUCUCCAGAGACUCCUGCAAGUUCCUCGGCCGAGCAUCGCCGCCACGGGAGUGUCUAUUGCGCUGUACUAUCUGGCCUACUGUGAGGAUGCCAUGGAGAGGAUCUGUCUGAUGUCACCCAAAUUGAUAUCUGAGCUCGUGACGUACGCUCUCUGGCUCCUGGGCUGCUCACACGACUCAGGCCGAUGCCAUGCCACGAUGUUCUUCGGGCUGUCGUUCCAGUUCAAGGCAAUCCUCGAUGAAUUUGACAGCCAAGAUGGUCUGAGGAAGCUCUACAAUGUCAUCUCAGUGCUGCCGAUUCUGUCCAGCACCGACGAGGCCAAUCUCAACGAUGAUGAGGAGUGUGCAGCUCGCCAGCUGGUACGCCAUGUGUGCGUGUCUCUCAAGAAGUACAUGGAGAGUCACCUCUACUUCAAAUACGCUCAAGUCACCAGGCAACAGUCGCCAUCCAACACAUACGGCAUGCAGCCACAGUUUCGCGCCCCCAAGUGCAAUCCCGAAGCCAUCAGUGAUCAAGUGCGGCUGCUGCAGGAGAUGCUGCCGGUGCGAGCUCACUGGGCGCCCGUGGACAAGUUGCUAGACUACGGCGGAGUGACAAUUCUGCUGAGGAUCAUCGCUCUGACUUACGAGUGGAACUACAGCGGCCGUUUCGAAACUUGUAGGGCCGAGACUGUGCGUUCUGCGCUGGAUGCGCUGUCGAUUUGCUGUGUGAUGCCAAAGGUGCACCAGGUGUUCUGUGAACGCCUAGAGUUGCCAGACGACGCAUCGACAGCCGGCAUGAAUGUGAUCCUGGGAGCGGCUGAAGGGGAAAUUGUCGCUGAUGCGGAAGUGCAGAAGUCUGCUCUGGCGGUUCUCGUGCAUUGCGUCUGUGCGCCGAUCCAUAGGCCUAGUGGAAUGGUGAUAAGAUUUGGGUCGGCAAAGAAGAAGUCAUCGGUGAAUAAGAUCUCGGAGGAGAUUAUUCAGGCGAUCUGGGAGUGUGUUCGCAGCACCAAUGGCAUAAUCGUCCUGCUGUCACUCAUGCAAAUCAAAACACCUAUCACAGAUGCGGACUGUAUUCGGGGAAUGGCGUGCAGAGCUCUGGCAGGCUUGGCGCGGUCUGACACAGUGAGGCAGAUCAUCAGCAAGCUGCCUUUAUUUGCCAAUGGACAACUACAGGGACUCAUGAGGGAUCCGAUUCUACAGGAGAAGCGAACGGAGCAUGUGCAGUUUCAGAAGUACGCACUGGAACUGAUGGAGCGACUGUCGGGGAAGACGAAGACCAACAAUAGUCAGUUUGAUGCGUCUCUGGCGAACAUACACAAGGCAAAUGUGGUGGCGCAGACAAAGAUUCAAUUCAAUGAGAACCAGCUGUAUCAGCUCAUUCAUCAGCAUCUGCUGUCGCGAGGUCUCAAUGAUGCGGCGACAACACUGCAAAGAGAGGCCGGACUGUUGACGGUGAAUAGUCAGCAACAGAGAUCGAUGCUGCAUCUCUCGCCGUACAGCUUUAGGUCGCCCAGUUCGGUGCAUCUGUCCAGGAGUCGAUUGAGGAGUAACAAGAAUAGUGAUGUGAGUGGCAAUGUCUCAGCUCUGCAGACUAGUGGCUCUUUCACCAACAUUGAGUCACUGCAGGGAACAGUGGCGAAUCAGAGUGGUCUGAAUGGGAAGAUGGAUGUGGAUGAUUCCUUUGUCAGCUCCAGCACACCUAUUAAACUGAUAAAGAAGUUGCCAACAGCAAACAAUUCGACAAGUGCAAGCAACAAUAAGGAUACGCCGGGAACGAAUCAGAGAUCUCUGCAGAAGCAGAUCAGCUCAUCGGAUUCAUUCAGUGUGUCGACCAAUCAAAGGGAGAUUAGUAGCUAUUCGCCACCAAAUACCAUAACACUGGAGACAAUAAUCACGGAGUAUUUGACAAAUCAGCAUGCUCUGUGCAAGAAUCCCAUGUCCACGUGUCCGCAGUUUGAUCUGUUUGUGCCGCACAAGUGUCCCGAUCCGCGACCCAACAAAAUCUCCGGAAUGUGCCUCAAUUUUGCCGAUCGCUUCUUCAGACGACACGCCGGCUUCAACUCAAAACGACUGGAUAGGCGUCUUGUGCACUCGAAUUUCUGCACAACACGCACGCUGAGACCUCAGGAGCCGGACGCAUUCUUCUCCAGCUGUGACUUCUCACCGUGCUCGUCCAACAUCAUUGUGGGUUGCUUCAAUGGGGAGGUGAAGGUGUACAAUAUCAAUGACAACAGCGAGGAGUUCUCCUAUGCGUGUCACGACACGAAUGUGAGCAGCGUGAAGUGCAGUCGCGACGGCAAGUUCCUACUCACAUCGUCGCAGUGGCAAUCGCCGCCCUUCAAUUCCAAUCUGUGGUGCCUGGAGAAUCGCCAGUUCGAGUGCAAGUGGUCAGCAAUGGAUGAGGAGUACGGAGAGUUCAGCAAUGUGACACAGGAUAAAGUUUUGUGCACGAAAGCUGAAGUGGCGACAAUCUAUGAUCUGCAUACGGGCGACAAUGUGUCCACAUUUGUGCCAAGAGUCUUCAAUCAGUACACACGCAACAGAGCCACCUUCUGUCCUACGGAUGAGCUCAUCCUGUCCGAUGGUGUGCUGUGGGAUGUGCGCAGUCGCGUGGAGAUUCACAAGUUCGAUAAGCUCAAUCAGACGCUGUCUGGGGUGUUUCAUCCGAAUGGUCUCGAGGUGGUGUCCAACACCGAAGUCUGGGACCUCAGGACGUUCCAUCUGCUGCGGACUGUGCCGAGUCUUGACCAGUGCCACGCUAUCUUCUCACCGCAGAACGUCAUCUAUGCGAUCAGCGUGGAACAGGACUCGAGAUUGGAUGAUAACUACGGAUUUGAGUCGAGCUUUAAGACACUGGAUUGCUAUGAUUACACAAGUAUUGCGACUGUCGAUGUUAAGCGGAAUAUUCACGAUCUUGCGGUGAACAAAUACGGCAGCACGAUUGCAAUUGUCGAGAACAACGGUGAUUACGAUUCAGUGCAAGAGUCUGUAGUUCGGCUGUACAAUGUGGGCCGCAAGAAGAAUGUGGAGGACGAGGUUGAGGAUGAAGAUGAGGAAUCGGAGGGUUCAGAAGAAGGGACAAUAUCUGACACAGAUUCCGUCCAAGCCUUCCUGCGAGACAACGGGCGGGACAGAGGCGAGAAUGACAAUGGCGAGGGCGGCAAUAAUGAUGGUGAUCGACGCCAACGCAAUCGGCGACGUAGAAUGCGUCAGCACGGCAGGAGGAAUUUCAUGAGGAUUCUCGGCCUCUCGCCACAGAGCACGUCGAGCAGCGACGACACGGGCAGUGAGUUCUCGGUCAUGUCGGGCUCCAUGAACAACGAUGAGCAGGAGGAUGAGGCUGGGCAGGCGAAUCAGGCCGAUGAGCUGGAGGAUCUGUUUGUGCCGGAGCAAGAUGAUGAUUCGUGGACGAGUGUGUCGGAUUAAGGACUCUAUUGGAAUACUUUUAUUUUAGGAUUGUUUUAUCACUUUUCAAGUGGACACUCUGCAAAUUUUGUACAUACCUAUAUUCUCUGAGCAGUGAGAUUUUUGAGAAGAGGAACUUAUUUGUAAUUCAGAGGUCAACAGAAGGAGGAGAGAUUUUUUUGGUCUGUGACUCAAUUUCCAAGAAUGUCGAGACAUCAAUAAAAAUCUAUGUAAGUGAAUGAUAAUUAAAAAUUGAUUAUAUUUUUGAAAGAAUGGUGAGAAUGGUUCGUAUUUCGUUGAC